Molecule: messenger RNA, 1708 nt
Organism: Durio zibethinus
Lineage: Eukaryota; Viridiplantae; Streptophyta; Magnoliopsida; Malvales; Malvaceae
Product: Di-glucose binding protein with Leucine-rich repeat domain-containing protein
Source: RefSeq, a predicted model, not a curated record
UUUGCUGGCUUCGAAUGGGCUAAUCCUCUCACAACUUUAACCAUCAGUCACUGUCACUCAACUCUGUACAACGGGUAUCAUCUGUCAACCGCUUUCUCGUUAAAUGCUGAAGUCAAUGUGUCGUCUCUACUUUCCCAUCAUUUUCAGUUAUCCUAUCGGUAUUCGGCCUGGCCUGGCCUGGUCGGGCCUCCCUCCCCAGUCCCACCAUCAUCCUCUUACUUUUCCCGCGCUUACUCCGAUCUCAUCGCCUUCGUCAAAGACGGUCAACUCGAUUUCUGUUUUUACAGCAUUGCCACUGACCCUUUCCUCAUCGGCUCCCUCGAAAUCGUCAAGAUCAAUCCUUUGUCUUACAACUCCGCCGGAACCGGCGAUAGCUACAUUCUAGUCAACUACGGGAGACUCUAUCCCGUUUCACCACAAUUGGUACCCGGUUUCACUUCCGACCCGGACCCAUUCGGCCGCUCUUGGCAAUCCGAUUCUGAUUUCCGAACUGUAGAUUCUAAGUCCGCUAGAGUUAUAACCAGUAAAGAAAAAAUAACGAUUAACAAACAAACACCGAAUUACUUUCCGAUGAAAUUGUACCAAUUGGCGGUGACAACUGACAGUGGUUUGGAAUAUGAAUUGGCAGUUGAUGCGAAGCUUGAUUAUUUGGUGUGCUUUCACUUUGCGGAGAUUGAUUCGACUGUUAAAAAGGCAGGGGAGAGGGUGUUCGAUGAGCUGGUCAGCGAGAAGAAUGUGAGUAAAGUGGAUACAUACAAGGAAGUGGUUGCUGAGAAGAAUUUGAGCAGUUCUGUAUUGAAUGUAAAAUUGUUGCCUGUGGUAGGGGCUCCAUUGAUUGGGCUGGAAAAUUACGCUAUGGUUUCAGCUGAUUUGUCCACCGUUCCUGAGCAAGGAGACUUAAUAAUAACUUAUUGGAAGAGCAAGUACCAGAAAAACUUUAUUCUGUUGGUGUGCAUGGUGGAACCAUUGAUGCUUGCUGCGAAGAGGAACAUGUAUCAAAGACAGAAGUCCUUGAUGCUUCUUGAAAUGGAGAGGCAGCAUGCGAAGGGAUUGCCAUCACUUCCUCUUAAUCCUCAUUAGUAGCCUUGUUGAAAGGGAGAGUAGUGAUUGUGAUAGUUGUCCACUCGCCAAGAGGGCAUAGAGGGGGCCAUGAAUGCAAUUAUAGAGAAUACCAUAAAAGAUGUGAAUUGCUGUACCACUUCAUAAGGAGUUCGUGAAUUUGGCUUCCUUCAACAAUUCGAACCAAAUGGGGUCUUAGAAAGUUGCAUUCUCCGGUAAAAUGCAUUGUAUCUCACUUUUUUUUUCUCACUGAUAAACAAAGAGAUGAGACCACUGAUGUAUCAUGACCCAUUUUGUGACAUUUGGUGAGCAUUAGAUAAUAAAUCCACACUUCAAUUUUAUAAAUGACAGCACUAAUGUAAACCAAGAGGUCCCAGGUUUGUGUCCGCUGCCUGAUCAACUUUUAGCUGAUUCUUAUCACAAUACUAUACAGCACACUCUUUCUUCUUUUGAUUUUAAUUGUUUCAUAAACUAAAUGUUUCUGCAUUCAGUGUAAAAUAUGAACGAACUUGGGCAAGUUGUUUUACUUGUGCUCUGCAAGUCUGCUUUAAUUUUCUAUUUUCAUAUUGUAAGCUUUGCCUGUUCUUUGUUAUUAAAUGAGGUGAUUUUUUUUUUCCUCGGUAACUUUCCAAAGCUUGCUCUUCUUGCU